AGAUAUUACAAAGCAGCAACUUUUGUUGGAAAGGUUACAUGACGCACACACACACUCAACAUGGCAACCACACUGCAUUUGAUCGGUGGUCAAGGAGGCAGUUCAUUUCAUUUCCAUGGCAUGGACAACGGUGCCACCCUCAAGAAGAUUGGAGUGGCGGUGGAAGGCUCGCAGGUCAAAGCUGUGCGGGCGGAGCUGACCGACGGGAAAGUGGCGACUUUUGGAGAUGAGAACACUUUCAAUGAGUUUGAGUUCAACCUCGGCGAGCGCAUCACAAAGCUGUCGCUGUGGGAUAACGGCGCCGGCACAUUUCUGGGUGCCAUCAAGUUCACGACGAGUGAAAACCGUCAGUUCUUUGAAAAAACGACCAGCUGGCCACUGAUUACUGAGUACACCGUAGAUGUGGGGUCUGGAAUCUGCCUGGUGCUGGAGGGCAGGUCUGGCUUGGCCGUUGAACGUAUGGGCUUCCUCUUCAUCAACCCCAUCAAGUCGUCCGUGCUGACCAACAUGGAGUAUGCCAACCUGUCCCUCUUCAAACCCCAGGUAAGCUCUUUUAUAGAUGUGUGUAGACGGCUCAGGAAAACUCUACCGAUGCUCUAA
This is a messenger RNA of Salvelinus namaycush (lake trout), 600 nucleotides long. RefSeq names its product aerolysin-like protein. The record is from RefSeq and is a predicted model, not a curated record. Lineage: Eukaryota; Metazoa; Chordata; Actinopteri; Salmoniformes; Salmonidae. Bases 61 to 600 code for a protein of 179 amino acids. The transcript has 2 exons.